CGAUAUGAUGCUCAAAUCUCAGUAUUUGGAGCCAGGCUUCAAAAUAAAAUGGAAGAAACUAAAGCAUUUAUAGUAGGAGCAGGUGCUCUUGGAUGUGAAUUCUUGAAGAAUUUAGCGCUAAUGGGAGUUUGUUGCAGCCCAAAGGGGAAGCUAACAAUAACAGAUGAUGAUGUCAUUGAGAAGAGUAAUCUUAGUCGGCAGUUUCUAUUCCGUGAUUGGAAUAUUGGGCAGGCAAAAUCCACUGUAGCGGCAGCAGCUGCUGCUGCCAUCAACCCUAGUCUCCAUAUUGAGGCCCUGCAAAAUCGUGCUAGUCCUGAAACAGAAAAUGUGUUUGAUGAUUCUUUCUGGGAGAGCUUGGAUGUUGUUAUAAAUGCUUUGGACAACGUAACUGCAAGGAUGUAUAUGGAUGGAAGAUGUUUGUAUUUCCAGAAGCCAUUGCUGGAGUCUGGGACCCUUGGUACCAAAUGUAACACUCAAAUGGUUGUACCACAUUUUACUGAGAAUUAUGGCGCCUCUAGAGACCCGCCAGAAAGACAGGCACCUAU
Messenger RNA from Phalaenopsis equestris, 545 nucleotides. Its product is annotated as ubiquitin-activating enzyme E1 3-like. The annotation marks the transcript as partial. NCBI's taxonomy places the organism in Eukaryota, Viridiplantae, Streptophyta, Magnoliopsida, Asparagales, Orchidaceae. Gene Ontology annotation, biological process: ubiquitin-dependent protein catabolic process; DNA damage response; protein ubiquitination. The transcript has a single exon. Gene Ontology annotation, molecular function: ubiquitin activating enzyme activity. Gene Ontology annotation, cellular component: nucleus; cytoplasm. The record is from RefSeq and is a predicted model, not a curated record.